Trichoplax adhaerens is the source of this 4506-nucleotide messenger RNA. RefSeq lists its product as uncharacterized. Gene Ontology annotation, biological process: chromatin organization. The record is from RefSeq and is a predicted model, not a curated record. Lineage: Eukaryota; Metazoa; Placozoa; Uniplacotomia; Trichoplacea; Trichoplacidae. Gene Ontology annotation, cellular component: nucleus. Gene Ontology annotation, molecular function: nucleosome binding; protein binding. The transcript is spliced from 46 exons. The coding region runs from base 1 to 4506 and encodes 1501 amino acids.
AUGCCACAACUAUAUCCACCUUACGAUAGCUUAAAAUCCUGUGGAAUGUCAAUUUUAUUAUACAUGCUCAAAAAUCCAUUGCUAAGACUUGAAUCCCGAGAUACAGGUAGAUUUCGAGCUAUCGAAGAAACAUCAUCGGAUGGUACUAGUGACGACGAGAUUGCAACCAAAGAAUCCCAGGAAGCUGAGGCCAAAGGUAAAUAUUAUGAUGCUUUAAAAUCUCACUCGCAGGAAAAUUAUGAAGAGGCAAAAAAGCUUUACACGCAGGUCUUAAAUUCUGAUUUCAUAAAAGAUGCCAUAGAUAUCGAUGAUACUGAUGUUAGCUUAUGGUCUCAUGUUGGCUCUCUUUUUAUUAAAAUAAAUAAAUUCGCUGAUGCCCGCACCGCUUUUCAGCAAGGACUAAUUCGAAAUCCCGCAUACAGGCCUUGCAUCGAUAAAUUGAUGACUCUCCUAUUUGCUGUUGGUGACUAUCACAAUUGUUUAAAUCUUAUAUUCAUUGCAUUGGAAUUAAGCUGUGCAAACAGCAGAGCAUGGUGUUUAAAAGAGCAAAUUUUUAAGGAAUGCCCAUAUCUGGCCGACGUAAAUCAAAAUUAUAUCUUGCAAAAGAUAGGAAUUUCUGAGAGCUCUACGGCGAUUGACCCUGAGUAUAAACAACAGAUUAUAGAAGAAGCUUUGUCAAUGCGAAAUGAGCAUAAGAAACUUGUCGAAAUGACCCUCCCGGAAGCGGUUCAUCUCAAAAAGCCUCUAGCUAGUCUGACCUGGUACCAUCUUGGACAGCAUUUAAUAAAAAUUUACGACGACCUGCAAUCUUUACCAGAUGCGUCAAUGCUGACAUUGAUCGAUCUGCAAAGUAUGGUACGACCAAAAAAAUCUAAUAGCAAAGAUAAUAAUGAAUCCCCCACGAAAGAAACAAAUACUGAUGGUAGAAAACGAAAAAGGAUAGCCUCUGAGAAAGCUCGAGAGCCAUCAACUCCGGAACCAAAGAGACGAUCUAAACGAGUCAGAACGGUCAGCGCUAGUGAUGAUCAAAAAAGUCAAGCUUUUAUAAAAGAAUUAACCAACCUUAUUCCGAAAUCACUCCAGAUAGACAUUAAUAAGAAUUACGAUGCAAAAGGAGCUAGCCAAGCAGAACUUAAAACAAAUUCUGGAAGCGAACAGAAACAAGCUGCAGCAGAACAGAAAGGUUCAAGCUGGUCUACUCUUGGUGACUCAGAAAUGAUUGAUGAAUCAUUUGACGUUCGUGAAUUUAUCCACAAACAAAAUGAUCAUAGGCCAGAAAAUCUGACUGACAUCGUACUAAAAGUUUACGCCAGAUUAAGACCUCACAUCAUACUACCGUCUAUCUUCAGUCAGAUACAUAAGCGUUGUUGUAAUUACAGUGAUGAAUUAGACGAGCAAGCCUGCCAAGAGCUAGUUACGUUAUGUCUCGUAGUUUUGGAACUUCAGCUUGAUACAUGGCUGUGUAUGAAAGCAAAGUCUAACAACUAUUCACCUUCCAAAGUAACUCCUUUAAAAUUGCCAGAAUGUCCGGUCACUCUUCCACGUUCCUGUGUUGGAGAUUGUAUCCAAAAUGAUAUUACGUUCAUUAAGAAUUGCGUUUUCACGGAUCGGUUAUGCUUUUACAACAGAAUGGAAAUUGCAGUGCGAGUGUUGUGGGCUCAAGCAAGGUAUAUGAUGCACGAAGGUCAAAUAGAUACUAGUCUGUAUAUAUUAAAACAGUGUCAGCAAAUAAUUAGUAAUGGCAGCCAAGAAAAUAUUUCAGAUGCACCGAAGCAAGCUUGGAGCAUAACAUUAACUAACUGUACCCUAGAUAGGGAAAUAUCACAAGAAACAGUUGCGAAAAAAAUUAAAUCACUUCUACGCUGUCAAUCAUUUGAUGAAGUCCAGCAACUAUUUCAAAUAGAUGAAUUUGAGAAAGUUAUAGCUAUCCUUGAACUAAGACUAAAUGAUGAAGGCAAUAAAGAGGAAUCACUUGAAAAAUACGAUAAUACCAUCCCUGAGAGACCCGCUCAUUUUAUGCUACUGUGCGAGAGCUACUUGAAACUGAAAGAUUAUCAUGGCUACAUUAAGAUUGCUGAAAAGACUCUGCAUGAGAUCAUACUUAAAUUAAAUUCAAGUGCUGCUUGGAAAAAUAUCGUUGGUCAAUUGCUUAAUGAAAUACAAGAUUGUUUAGAUCAACAUCCUAAAUGUUUAAAAACUUUAGAAUGGGAUAAAACCGUUCGCUUUGUUCAAAAUAUUAUUCAGAUGAUUGAUUUGGUAAUGAAUACAGACUCAGUUGAUACGAGUGAAGUUAACGUGCAACCUUGGAUCUGUUUGAAUACAAUUGUUAGACAAAUGGAAAGCGAAAGGCAUUUAAACGAAAACAAGAAUGGUAACAUCGACACAGCUGGAAAUAAUCUAGAUCUUGCCAACGGAAACCAAACUGAAUUGGGUGAACCUUCUGCAUCUCACUGUAAUGACUCUACAGCUAGUGCUAAUUCUUUUACUGAACCUUGCAUCUUUCAACUGUUAAAAUGUAGUCAUCAAUAUCUAGGAAAAAAAUCAUGGUGUUGUCGCAAUGACGGAGCGUUUCUAUUUUUUGCGGAAAAAACCUUUACAGAACUCCUAGACGAAUACGACUAUUUAAAGGCAAAAGCCUUUGAACAGCACUUAUCGCCACAGGUCGAAAUCAAAUGGGAGAAUGUCUCUGCUUUAUUCAAUUUUCUAAAACCGAAUCCAUUACCAAAUUUCAAUAGUCCUAAGACACAAUCUAUAUCCCUAGAGCGUGAAAAUCGAUUUGAUAAGGCUCUCUUAAAGCAUUGUUCAUUUGCUUUAAAAUGCUUUGAAAAGGCUACACGUCUCGAUGAUUCCUACUGUUUAGUUUGGACAGAGUAUGGAUCUUUAGCGUAUAUGAUGCAGGCUCAUACCUCAAGGCGGAUGAAGGAACCAUAUAGAACUAUGUAUGCAUCUAAUACAUCGGAGAAUGACGAAUUUAUGAUUAAGAAACACAAAGAAAUGCUUGAAUUAGCUUUAAAAUGUUUCCUGAAAGCAACAUCGUUAGCAGGUGACAAUGACGAAAAGUGGUUCUUGUAUUACAUGACUGGUAAAUGUUACGAAAAGUUGAAGAUGCCACCGAAGAAAAGCUUAGAUUUAUACUUGAAGGCUGCCUCGCGGCUUCAUCACGAAAAAGCAGACUAUCCGAAGAAAGUAACAUACUCCCAAUCAAGCCAACUUUUAGCAGUAGAAGCUGUAGAAAUACACUAUCGAUUAUUUGCAUCGAUGCUGAAAGCUUUGGAAAAUAACUCUGAAUCACAACAUAAAGUGAUCGAUGAAUACGUAUCAAAAGUUUAUAAGUUACCGUUUAUUUUAGCUGAAGAAAAGUCUAGUAAAGAUUCUGAAAAAAAUAUGCUUGAUCAAGAUCGUGUAGAGAAGAUAACCAGUGCAAAAAACGAGACAGCAAAGUCAAACCCUAUUCAUUCGAGAAAAAGAGUAAAGGAAGAAGACAGUGAUACUAACGAUACCCGAGAUAAUGAUAAGAAUCUAUCGGCUAUUCGUGUGCUUAGAGAACAUGAUUAUGUAGAGAACGCAUGUCGUGCUACCAUUAAUAGAAGAUCUACAAUUACUAGGCGAAAAUCAAUCGAUAAGAAAAUCAAUAUUACUUCACCUGUCGGCAAUCAAUCGUCUAUAGUUAAACAUCAAAGGGGAGAUACAAAUACUGAUUGCUUAGAUGAAUCCGUAAGCCUUACUCAGCAGUCCGAAACAGUGGAACUCCGUCGCUUAAAGAAUAUUGAAUUAUGUUUAAAAGGCAUUAGUAUAUGUCUCGAUCGGUGUUCAUUUAGUUACAAGUCUGUAUAUCGACUUGCUUCUACGCUGUUCUAUUCCAGUGUUCAUAAGGAUAUCACUCUGUGUCGUUCACUGUUACUAGGAUGGAGUAAAUCAACUUCAAGCGCAUUCCCAACAAAGACAGAUGUCCAAUUUAAUAUUCCAAAAUAUAGCAUUUUCUGUCUAAAUAAGGCGAAUUUUUUUAGUUCCAUGUAUAAAAACCCCGUUGAAGACUUUGAAAGAGCAGGAGGAUUUUGCGCUGCUAUCAAUAAAUCAUUGCUACUUCUGCUUAAAAUUCUAGCUGAAGUUAAGGAUAUCUCCAUGAUAUUUACCCUUUCUGGUAUAUUGGACAAAAAGCCACAAGAUAAACGGAAGUACAUGAAAGAUGUGGAUAGAUGCCACCUAGCAAAGAAGGCGUAUCUUAUAGGAGUUGGUAUUGUUUCGGAACUAGUUGAUCAACUAGAAUUUACAACAAGCGGUGAUGUAUCGGAUGAAAAGGCUAACUUACCGAAAGAUUUUAAUAAAGCAAAUCUCACUUCAGCUUUACCAAAAAUGAAAGAGCUGAAAGACAAAUUUGAGGACGAAAAUCAGGUUACAGAAACUUUGUUGGCUAAAGCUGAAAAAUUAUUGUCCUUAGCCAGUGAUAAGCAACCCUCAGAGACUCAAAAGGAAGAACUGCCAACAACUUCAGAUCUUGUAAACUAG